Lactuca virosa is the source of this 1798-nucleotide messenger RNA. The record is from the annotation of a GenBank genome assembly. NCBI's taxonomy places the organism in Eukaryota, Viridiplantae, Streptophyta, Magnoliopsida, Asterales, Asteraceae.
AUGGAUGCCUAUAGCGCAGAUGGAGUUAUGUCAGGGAUACAAGGAACUAAUGGCUGUGGAGAUGCUCAGUUUCCAGGCUUAUGGUCAUCGCCUGAAGGAAGGCAAAACAUUGACAUAGGCAAACAGAUUUUCUGUAACAGUGCUGUGAAUAUGAAAAAUAUAGUUGCUGUUGGCUUUGAUAUGGACUAUACCUUGGCACAGUACAAGGCUGACACUUUUGAGUCCCUUGCAUAUGAUGGUACAGUUGAAAAGCUAGUAAGCAACUUGGGAUACCCUGCAGAGUUACUGAAAUGGUCUUUUGAUUGGACAUACAUGGUCAGAGGACUGGUUCUUGAUAAAAAGAGAGGAAAUAUACUGAAGAUGGACAGGCACAAAUAUGUGAAAGUAGGCUAUCAUGGAUUUAGGCUGAUAUCAAAGAAUGAAAAGGUUGCUACAUAUGGGAAUAGCUUUGUCCGAGAUGCAUUUGAUGGGCCUGACUAUGCACAUAUUGAUACCCUGUUCUCUCUAGCUGAAGCUUAUUUAUUUGCUCAGCUGGUUGACUUCAAGGAUAAUAACCCAGGGAAAAUACCAGAAGAAAAAGACUACUCUCGUCUGUAUAACGAUGUCCGUUCUGCUGUUGAUAUGUGCCAUCGUGAUGGAACUUUGAAGACAUUGGUUGCAAAAGAUAUAAAAAAGUAUAUCAAUGAGGACAACUCGAUAGUCCCAAUGCUCAAAAUGCUUAAAACUUCUGGUCGCGCUGUAUUCUUGGUGACAAACAGCCUCUGGGAUUACACAAAUGUUGUUAUGAAUUUUGUUUGUGGGACUCAGACGAAGAACGGUGAAUCCUCUCCAAGUCUUGAUUGGCUCCAGCAUUUUGACUUUGUCAUCACUGGCAGUGCGAAACCAGGGUUUUUCCAUGAUUUAAACCGUGCUAAUCUUUUCGCUGUUGAGACGGAGUCAGGGAAGCUAAUCAAUACUGAUAAUGGCACUCCACUUGCUCAGGUGGGGUGCCCUGAUCUAGAUCUGCCAGAUCACAUCCCGAAGCAAUGCAAGGUUUUUCAGGGAGGCAAUGUGGGACAUCUCCAUAAACUACUCAAUGUUGGCUCAAGCUCACAGGUUCUUUAUGUUGGAGAUCAUAUAUAUGGGGAUAUCUUACGCAGCAAAAAAGUUCUUGGCUGGAGGACAAUGCUUGUUGUUCCAGAACUUGAAAAGGAGGUUAAAGUUCUGGCAUCCUCACGUGACACUCGAAAGAAACUGCAACUGCUUAGGAGUGAGAGAGAUCAGAUUGAAGAUCAGACUCAUCAUUUGAAGUGGUCCCUCGAGCAUGAGAAUCUGGAUGUUGGUGAAAAGGAAAAGAUCAGUGCAAAGCUUGAGGUGCUUGAGGGGCAGCGGGCACGUGUCAGGGCAGCUCAUCAAGAGUCUCAAAGGAUCUUCCACCAGAAGUUUCAUCCGGUGUGGGGCCAGCUGAUGAAAACAGGGUACCAAAACUCCCGCUUUGCACACCAGGUGGAGCGUUUUGCAUGUCUGUACACAAGUCAGGUGGGAAAUCUGGGGCUGUACUCCCCUGCAAAAUACUAUAGGCCUAGUGAGGACUUUAUGCCUCAUGAGUCCGACAUUCUCUGAUGCUUUUCAGUUUCAUGUUUGAUGAAUAAGUAAAGUCUGUUUGUAGGGAUGUUUAUGUUUAUGAUGUUAAGUAAGUAUGGUUGUUGUUGCAACCGAGACGAUGGAUGAUAUGAUAUGUUGUUGUGUUGUGUCUUUUUGGAGGUUUUACGUACUCUUAUGUUAUGUUGUGAAAUAAUGAUACUCGCAGACUUUCUCA